AUGGGUCUUCAAUUGGAGUUUAAUGUUGUUGUUGCUGCUUUCGAAUAUCUGAUGUUGGAGGCUAAUUGGUGGAAUUUUGGGAAUAGGAAUUCUCACCAACAAGGUAGCUUUGAUAACUACAACAAUGAUGGAUAUAGGAACCAAGGAAAUCAAGGUUUCCGAGGUAACUAUAAAAACAAAGGUUAUAAUAAUCAAAACCAAAGCCAAGGGUAUGGGAAUCAAGGCCAAUCUCAUGGUUUUUGUGGCCAACACCAAAAUUUUGGUAACAAUCAAGGUCGAGGUAAUUGGAACAAUCAAAAUAGGGGAAAUUUUCAAAACAACAACCAAAGGGGACCCCCACCCGGAUUUGCUCCAAGACCUCAAGGCAAUGGUGAUAAUUCUUAUGCUCAACCCCCAUCUUCCAAGACUACCUUAAAGGAGAUCAGUGAGAACCAAACCAAGAUUUUAAACACCUACAUGUCGGUGAGUGAUAAGAAGUUCAAUGAGAUGAUGACACACAACAACAUGUUUGAAUUCCAAAUCACUCAACUAGCCAACACUUUAAAAGAUUGUGCUAGCUCUUCUUCACUACCCUCUCAAGGAUUUGAUCCUAAGAAACUCGUUUAUUCUAUCACCACAAGAAGUGGAAAAGUGCUUGAAGAGAGAGUUUCUAGGAAUAGUGAGGAGGAUGAGAAGAAGAGUGAUUGUGAUUCAAGUAAGGAAAAAGAGAAAGAUGUGUCAAAGAGUGUGAGCAAAGAGGAAGUCCAUGAGAAAAAGAAGAGUGUUUAG
Molecule: messenger RNA, 768 nt
Organism: Chenopodium quinoa (quinoa)
Lineage: Eukaryota; Viridiplantae; Streptophyta; Magnoliopsida; Caryophyllales; Amaranthaceae
Exons: 2
Coding region: 1-768 (255 amino acids)
Source: RefSeq, a predicted model, not a curated record